Salmo salar (Atlantic salmon) is the source of this 1271-nucleotide messenger RNA. Its product is annotated as alpha-2,8-sialyltransferase 8F. The record is from RefSeq and is a predicted model, not a curated record. Gene Ontology annotation, molecular function: alpha-N-acetylneuraminate alpha-2,8-sialyltransferase activity. Gene Ontology annotation, biological process: N-glycan processing; oligosaccharide metabolic process. NCBI's taxonomy places the organism in Eukaryota, Metazoa, Chordata, Actinopteri, Salmoniformes, Salmonidae.
GCUGUCAUUCAGUCUGUGACCUGUUGUAACGAUGCGUUACCUGAUUCUAUUCAUUCUGGUCUGCUCUGGAACUCUCCUGUCUAUUACGCUCAUAGACUACUACCAACCUCAAAGAGAUGAGUUCCUGGACUCUGUCCAGAAGAGUUUGCAGUGCAGAAGACUGCGAGAAAAACUGGUGACCAUGACUUCUAUGAAAAAAGUAGACAUUGCCCUGUUCUCUCAGGAGGUGAGAGAGCUGAUGAACUGUCCUUGGAGACUCAACAUCACACACAGAGAACUGCACAGGACAGAGUUGUGGUCAUGCUGUAACGCGUCUGAUAGGCUGAUGGUGACCAGACAGAACACCAAUCAGAACCAGAGUCUGACCUACGAGGUAGAGAGGAGGAUGAAGAGAAAGGUGGACCAAGCACUAUGGGAGAUGCUGCCUCAGACCGUACCCUGGAGUAAAGGUUCGUUGAGUCGUUGUGCCGUGGUGGGAAGUGGAGGAAUCCUGCAGAACAGCAGCUGUGGAGCGGAAAUAGACAAUGCUGACUAUGUCAUUAGGUUUAACCUGGCUCCUAUCAACAAGAGUUAUGACGUGGGAGUGAAGACAGACCUCAUAACAGCCAACCCUUCCCAGAUCAAUAAAGGGUACCCUGACCUCCAGCGGAACCCUGGACCCCUGGCGGAAGCUCUGUCAGUCUACGGUCAUGCUCAUCUACUUCUCCCAGCCUUCUCCUUUGCUUUUGGGACCUCCCCCUGCUUCAAGGUGUACCAUGCCCUCCGUAAGGCCCGCCCCCAACAGGAAGUGGUGUUCUUCCACCCAGACUACCUGUUUGAGCUGGGCAGGUUCUGGCGUCGUCGCGGGCAACGAGCCCCACGGCUCUCUACUGGUUUGAUGCUGGCCAGCACCGCUCUGGAGAUCUGUGAACAGGUUCAUCUGUACGGCUUCUGGCCCUUCCCUCUGGAUCUAUCCCAAAAUACUUUGCCCCAUCAUUACUAUGACAGUGUUGGUCCAAGUCACUUCAUGCACGCCAUGCCUGAAGAGUUCCUGCUGUUACUACAACUCCACAGCCAGGGGGCGCUACAGCUACAUGUUGGACCCUGUACACUGACCCCUACAUCCUAACCCAUACAACCUCUGUUACUACAACUCCACAGCCAGGGGGCGCUACAGCUACAUGUUGGACCCUGUACACCCUAACAUGCGGAUCAUCUGGGGCCGGAACAAAAUAAUAAUUAUUUAUACAGUGCAAAUUGACCACAACUAAACCCCAAAAGAUGUAUUGUUG